Molecule: messenger RNA, 2544 nt
Organism: Peniophora sp. CBMAI 1063
Lineage: Eukaryota; Fungi; Basidiomycota; Agaricomycetes; Russulales; Peniophoraceae
Source: the annotation of a GenBank genome assembly
AUGAACGUGCCGUACACACCCAGACCGCGUACGACUGCGCGAAAGAAGAACUUGACGCUGAGUGCGAAGGAGUACAACAAGGUUAGCAGCACUAUCGCCUCGGUUCGGCGCAAUCGAGAGAGGUUGGACGGAGAUGACGAGUAUGCUACUCGGAGAGACCACGAGCCAUCAUUCAUCGCUGAAGAGUCCUUCGUCCGCGCACCCCUCAACUCGCGCGUCUCCGGUCUCGCACAACCGAGUCCAAAGGCAAAGGGCAAAGAACGCGCCGAGAAGCUUGACACGCUGCCUCUGGAAGUGCAAGAGGCGCUUAUACUCGAGGAUCUUCUCUUCGUCUUGAUGGGCAUCGAAGGCACGCAUAUUACGUUCCACGACGACUACUCGCCACAAGACGACGACCCACUCGAAGGGGUCAAGUUUGUCGUCGACCGGUCUCUCGAUCCCUCACUACGCGAUCUGGCCGAGCGCGUCUUACCACUGGCAACAUAUUACACGGCGAUAACGGCCUUUAUCGAGCAGCGCGCCCACGCGGACUAUGGGCUGGUAAACCACGCACUAUGCGCUCGAAUGCGCGACAUGCUCCGAGACUACCAAACCCUCCUCGCACAACUCGAACACGCCUUCUCAUCGUCGUCCUCCUUCAGCCUUCAAAAGCUCUGGUUCUACGUCCACCCCACAGUCCACACCCUCGCCCUGCUCUACCACCUCACCCUGGCUCUGGCUCAUGCAGACGACGCGCCCGACGACGAAGAGAACUCCCAAUCCUCCGAAGACGACGAUCUCGCCGCACGCGAUGCAGCACUAGGCCUCACACCCCUCAAUCCCAACCUCUUCUCUUCAUCCGCCACGACCGCCCCGAUCCCCGUCAAAGGCGGCGAAGUCCUCUCGAUCCUCCACGCGCGCGCUCAAUCCCUCUCCGGCGACCCCGCCGCGCGAAGCUUGUACGCUGCCCUUUUGACAGCUGCAGGACGACCAUAUGUGGAUAUUGUGAGAGGGUGGACGAGAAUGGGAAGGCUGGACGAUCCGUAUGAGGAAGUGUGCGUGAAAGAGGCGAGGUUCAUCACGAGGGGCACGUUGGAUAUGGAUUAUACGGACGAGUACUGGGAACGCCGAUACACCCUUCGCGACGGCUCGACAGUAUCUUUGGAUCGCCGUACACAUACGCCCGCGCCAUCUGCGGGUAUACCGCCACCAAGAGCGCUUUCGGGAAGGCUUCCCGGAGGCGCAUGCGUACCGCCCGCGCUCGAAGGAUGGAAACACAAGAUCCUGCUCGCAGGGAAGUAUCUGAACGUGAUACGCGAAUGCGGGAUCGAUAUCGCGCGGCCGGAUUCGCCGCCGCCGGCUGAGAAUGCGCCGAGGAGCGUAAAUGGAGAGGCGAGGGAGGAGGAGCAGUUAGGGCUGCACUCGGCUGUGUUUUUGCGAGGGUUGGAGGCGGACUAUGCGUUUGCGAAUACGACGCUUCUUGCGCGGUUGCUCGCACCUGGACCGGGUGGCUUGCUGGCAAGACUCCGCGCGUUGCGGAGGUACCUCUUCCUCGCGCACGCACCCUUUCUCCCGCACUUCCUCGAACUCGCUGCGUCAGAGUUGCGAAGACCGGCCAGGGCAGCGAGCAUUGGCCGAUUACAGAGUCUACUCGAGCUCGCGCUAAACGCCGACGCGCACGGCGACGACGCCGAAGUCAAAGGCGACCUCAAAAUCGUCCUCGCCGGCAGCGCCCUAACCGACUUCCUCAUCAAGAUCGUCCAAGAAAAAGGCGACAUCGCGCACAUCCAGCAGGACGGCGCGCAGUCCGAGGCCGGCGGCGGCGAGAAGAAAGAAAAAGAAAAGCUCACGGCGCUCGACGCGCUGAGCCUGGACUUUGCCGUGCCGUUUCCGCUGAGUCUCGUUGUGAGCAGGAAGACGGUGCUGAGGUACCAGCUCAUAUUCCGCUUUCUGCUGCACCUCAAGCAGCUCGAGCAGUCGCUCUCUACGAUGUGGCUCGACCACAAGUCGUCAGCCUGGCGCACGCUCCCUUCGCACGCCUCGGCGGACUUUGAGCGCUGGCGCCGGCGCGUCGCGUUGUUGAGGCUGCGGAUGUUGUCUUUCGUGCAGCAGUUGCUGGCGUAUGUCACGAGCGAGGUUAUUGAGCCUAAUUGGCGAAGGUUCGAGGAGAGGCUGGGCGGUGUGAAGACGGUCGAUGCGCUGUUGAGGGACCAUGUGGAUUUUUUGGAUACGUGUAGUAAGGAGUGUAUGAUGACGAGUGAUGCGAAGCUGCUCAAGGCGCAUGGACGGCUCGUGACGGUGUGCCAGACAUUCGUGCUGUACUCCGCGCCCUUCACCAAAGCCGCGACGCUUGCGAUGGCGCCCGACGGCGAGAGCUCCGACGCGAUCCGCAAGCGAUGGGAUACGCUCGGCAGGUUCGAGAUCCACUUCGACCGCUGGUUCGAGGAGUACUUGGGCUGUGUGCAGCUAAACGCGAGUCGGGAGAACGUCGCGCUUUUGCCGCUUGUGUUGAGGUUGCAUAGUAUUAAGCGACCGGGUGCCGCUUCUGGUGCACCGAGUACAUAG